GUGUUGGACUGAUAGUGAGCUGUGGCCAGUCUCCCAUGGAAGGAGUCCCGCUGAAGAUUCUCGAUCCCUCGGUUUGUGAUUUUGUUUGCGUUCAUUAUUAAUACAAUUUUGAAAGAAGACACUGUUGAUUAUUGACUCACGUCGGUGUAACAUCGAUGCUCUGAUUGGCAGCUCGAGUGAAUUUUCUUCAGUGAAUUGCAUUGUGGAAGUUAUCUGUGUCUUGUGAGGAUGUGCAGUGUUUGGUGAAUCCUGUUUUUUUGGAUAAUCUCUUGACUUCAGACUGAUUGUCAAUGGACGAAAACACCGCCUUGGUCCUGGCCUUACAAUUGGUGGCGCUUUUCUCGAUAGCCGGUGCUCUCUUACUAUACCUUCUCUGCAAAAUACGGGGCAGCGGUAGUGAUCUUUCGGAUGGUAGUACUCCAGGUGCUGGCAAACCGGUAUUAGUGACCUCGGCGGACAAUGCGAUUGGAUUACAGAUUGCCAUUCAUUUGGCCACAAGAGGAUUCAGAGUAUUCGCCGGAUUGAAAGACGGAGCUGCGUCUGGUUCUUCCGAAGACUCGACCUCUGCCAAAGUCAUUCGUGCUUGGCAAAAACAUAGAGAGAGUGUUCAAGGUCAAGGAGUUCUGAUCGCCCUCCCUCUGGACGUUACAAGGGAAGAUCUUCUUCAUGAAGCUGUUGACAUCAUCAGAGCUCACUUGCCAGCAGGAGAAGACGGUAUGUGGGCUGUUAUCAACACCAACGGACUAUCCUACCGAGGCCGUUUAGAUCAGCAGGACAUCGCUCACUGGGACGCUAUGCUGAAAACAAAUGUCGUUGGUAUCCUCCGCACAGCAAGAAAAUUCCAGAGUUUGUUACGCAACGCAGGCGGACGAAUAGUAACGGUGGGAGCAACAGAGAACUUGGGCGCCGGUCUGGUGGCCUACGUGGCCAGUAGGUACGCAGUGGAAGGAGCUAGUAAGGCCCUCAGGCAGGAAUUGUCCCAAGUAGGCGUGAAAGUAGUUACCAUUAAUCCGCAAGGAAUCAUGCCGGAGUUAUUGUUUUCCGCACCUAAAAUUAACAGUCAACAAGAUCAGCAAGAAACUUCCGUGGAAAUAACCGGCUGUAUGGAUUACCAACCAGUGGUGUUAUCUAAGAGAGCCUUGGACAUUCUAGACAUAGCCAUAACUACCAGAAAUCCAAAACCGAAUUACAGUUUGGAGGAGAAGUUGUGGUGCAAACCUUUUGAAAUCUUCAAAAUUGUUUAGAACCUACUAUAUAUUUUUUUAUAAAAUCUAAGGACUGAUUGUAUAUGUGAAUAAUCGCGUGUAAUAUAGCUUAUUUUUUGUUACCACUAGAAGUUAUGAUUAUAUUUGAGAAAUAUGCGGAAAUUCAACUGAAAAAACUA
Molecule: messenger RNA, 1384 nt
Organism: Leptinotarsa decemlineata (Colorado potato beetle)
Lineage: Eukaryota; Metazoa; Arthropoda; Insecta; Coleoptera; Chrysomelidae
Product: D-beta-hydroxybutyrate dehydrogenase, mitochondrial
Biological process (GO): steroid metabolic process
Cellular component (GO): intracellular membrane-bounded organelle
Molecular function (GO): oxidoreductase activity
Source: RefSeq, a predicted model, not a curated record